This is a messenger RNA of Branchiostoma floridae (Florida lancelet), 1913 nucleotides long. Its product is annotated as leucine-rich repeat and immunoglobulin-like domain-containing nogo receptor-interacting protein 3. Lineage: Eukaryota; Metazoa; Chordata; Leptocardii; Amphioxiformes; Branchiostomatidae. The transcript has a single exon. Gene Ontology annotation, molecular function: protein binding. Bases 119 to 1435 code for a protein of 438 amino acids. The record is from RefSeq and is a predicted model, not a curated record.
UGCACAAAAACCAGAUUACAAUGAUCCAUCCUAGUUCCUUGGUAAAUUUGAGAAUCCUGAAAAGUUGUUCCUGGCACGCAACAAGAUAACAAGCAUUCAGUCUAUUGGACUUGCAAGUAUGUCCCGGUUACAGAGUUUGGACCUGUGUUUCAACCAGAUAAGAAUGAUUCCGCCCAGGUCAUUCGCAAAUCUUAAAAACCUCAAAAAGUUGCUGCUGAUCUCCAACAAGGUAACAAUGAUUCAGGCGGGAACGUUUGCAAACCUACCGCAGCUGCAAGAGUUGAAACUCGACUCCAACUCGAUAGCCACGAUUCAGACAGGGUCAUUCGCAAACCUACCCCGGCUUGAAUCGUUGUGGCUGUGCCACAAUCAGAUAACAAAUAUUCAGGCAGGUUUAUUCGCAAACCUACCCCGGCUUGAAUAUUUGACAUUGUCCAAUAAUAAGAUAACAAAGAUCCACGCUGGUGCCUUUGUAAAUCUAAACCACUUCAAACGGUUGACCCUGCAAAUGAACCCAAUAAGAACUAUUCAGGCAGGUGCAUUCACAGGUCUACCGCGGGUUGAGGUCAUGUGGCUCUCCAGAAACAAGAUAACGAUGAUUCAAGCAGGUGCAUUUGCAGAUCUAAAACAUCUAGAAAGGUUGGUUUUGAACUCCAACCAAAUAACAACGAUUCAUUCAGGUGCCUUUUCAAAUCUGCCCAAACUUCGAUGUUUGGAGCUAUGGAACAACAAGAUGUCUGCUAUUGCCCCUUUAGCUUUUGGCUUGUUGCCGUCUAAUCUGAUCAUAAAGCUCGAUAGGAAUCCCUGGCAGUGUGACUGUAAGAUGCUUCUCUUCUGGCUCGAUUCGACUGAAUUUCCGUCAGUUAAAUACCAGAUAAUCUGUGCCCAACCCGCCAAAUUCCGGGGACAGAAGCUCGCAAGUAUCAAUCGUAAAAAAAUGGCAUGUGAAGAGCCAACCAUGACAACACUGCCCGCUGAUGCCAAAGUAACCUGCAGCAACCAUUACAAUGGCACAGCAUCUGAAACAGGAGGUCCUGAAAUCAAAACUAACAGACCAAGAACAACAAUAGCUUCACCCUUCCAAACGUCUUCAGACAGACUAGAAAGCAAAGAUUUUCAUGCUGAUACCCCUGUAGCCUCUAACAAUUAUAACAAUGACACACCAAACUCCUUGGGCACACCAGCUAGCUCGACAGGAAGUCCUAAAGGCAAAAGAGGCAAAACAAGAGCAACACUGGCUUCGCCCCUUCAAAUCACUUCAGACAAACCGGCAAGCAACAGUUCAUCCCAAUCUGCUCCCAGUUUCCCCUCUCCUGUUCUCAUUGCCUCUAUCUGCGUCUCAAUAGCUGGCAUUGUCCUGAUUGGUAGCACCAUUCUCAUAAUCUGGUGCAAGAGGAGGACCAGCCUUCCUCCCUUGGGACCGAAUGUUGAUUGAACAAACUCGGCAGUUUCUGUAAUAACCAGUGGUCAUGAUCAGACAGGGCAGGGACAGUCUCUAGCUGACCCUCAGUCCCUGGCAAUGGGAAGUAUAUACGUAUCACGUAACCAAUUGCUGGCUGCAUUAAAGGCAAAUCCUACAUACGAAGGAGAGUGGAGACCGCCAACAGACCCAAAUGCCAUGGCCGGUAGUGGCCAUGAUCACCAGUAUGAAGACAUAGACAAACAACAUGAUCAGAUAGGACAGGGUCAGUCUCAGGCCAGCACGGAAUCGAACACAAACACCACAGCAAACCAGUAUGAAAAUGACGAUCCAAACACUAUGGCUGAUAGUGUUUAUGAUCACCAGUAUGAAGACAUAGACAAACAACAUAAUCAGACAGGGCAGAGACCGUCUCUGGCCGUCACUACACCCAACGCGAGCACCACAGCAAAACAGUAUAAAAAUGACAACACAAAAGCUCUAGUGACCAGUG